AUGUCCAACCAAAGCACCGUGACCGAGUUCCUGCUCCUGGGCUUCUCUGACAUCCGGGAGCUGCAGAUUCUGCACUUUGUGGUGUUCCUGGUGCUUUACCUGGCGACCCUGAUGGGGAAUCUUCUCAUCAUCUUAGCCAUUGCCCUCGACCGCCGUCUUCACACCCCCAUGUACUUCUUCCUGGGCAAUCUGUCCAUCCUAGACCUUGGCUCCAUCUCUGUCAUCGUCCCCAAAUCCAUGGCCAACUCCCUCCUGGACACCAGGGUGAUUUCCUAUCCUGCCUGUGUCGCCCAAGUCCUUCUCUAUUUACUCUUCGCUUCAACUGAUCUUGCUCUUCUCACCGUCAUGGCGUAUGACCGAUACGUCGCCAUCUGCCACCCGCUGCAUUAUGAGCGAGUGAUGAACUGGGGAGCUUGUGUCCACAUGGCCACCAGCGCCUGGAUUACUGGUUUUGUCUACUCUGCCCUGCACACGGGGAACACCUUCAGGUUACCCUUCUGCCACUCCAACGUUCUCAACCAGUUCUUCUGUGAAAUCCCCCAGCUCCUCAAGUUGGCCUGCUCUAACUCCUACCUCAGUGAACUUGGGCUUCUUGCCUUUAGUGCCUUUUUUGUUUUAAAUUGCUUUGUUUUGAUCAUUGUGUCUUAUGUUCAGAUCUUCAAAUCAGUGCUGAGAAUCCCCUCGGAGCAGGGACAGCAUAAAGCCUUCUCCACCUGCCUCCCCCACCUCAUUGUGGUCUCUUUAUUCCUUUGCACUGGUUUCGUUGAGUAUCUGAAACCCAACUCCAGAUCAGCAUCUGGGCUGGAUCUCAUGAUGGGUGUUCUCUAUGCCAUGGUUCCUCCAAUGCUGAAUCCGGUCAUCUACAGCAUGAGGAACAAGGAGAUCAAAGCUGCACUGAAGAAACUGACGGUGUGA
Pelodiscus sinensis (Chinese soft-shelled turtle) is the source of this 915-nucleotide messenger RNA. The record is from RefSeq and is a predicted model, not a curated record. NCBI's taxonomy places the organism in Eukaryota, Metazoa, Chordata, Testudines, Trionychidae.